Molecule: messenger RNA, 963 nt
Organism: Arctia plantaginis
Lineage: Eukaryota; Metazoa; Arthropoda; Insecta; Lepidoptera; Erebidae
Source: the annotation of a GenBank genome assembly
AUGGUUUAUAAAGUGAUAUUUAUUGUCAUAAAUGUUUACUAUAUUAAUGGAGAAGAUAAAGAAACGAUUGGUUCCACAAAAGAUUUAGAUUAUUCAGGGUUAGCUGGAGAGGCUGAAAUACAUAAACACGACAUACUAUCAUUUUUGAACCAGCCACACAUCCGGGAUCAAUACAAAGCUUUGUAUAACUCUCUACUGUCAAAGUUAAUGGAUACAAAUCUGUCCAGUUCGACCCGCCGUAUCGUGUCUGGACGGAACACGUCCAUAGCUGCUGUACCCUGGCAGGUGUCGCUCCGACAGAAGACAUACCCUAUCUGUGGAGGGUCAGUUAUCACGGAUAUAUGGCUACUAACAGCUGCACAUUGCCUCUUAAGAGCCCGAGCUAGUGAGCUCACUGUCCGUCUCGGCUCCUCCUGGAAGACCCACGGGGGAGAAAUGUACGACGUCAAGGACUGCUACGUGCACCCUCGUUACGUCAGCAAGACCAAAACCAACGAUGUAGGCUUGGUGCGGCUGUAUUCUCCUCUGCGGUUUUCAUCCAGAGUCCUGCCAAUACGAUUGGUAGCGAAAGAAGCCAGGUUACCAGCUGCUGAACCGGCUAUUGUUAGCGGAUGGGGGAAACUAAAGGAAGGCGGCCCUAGUGCAACGUACCUGCAAUCCUCAACAGUGAAAACGAUCGCCAUGAAACUGUGCCGGCGUUCUGGAUUAGACCGAAAGGCGAUAGACCCUGCCUCUAUGUUCUGCGCAGGUUCUUUCACUAGUGCGUCUCCUGAUGCGUGUCAGGGAGACAGCGGUGGUCCUAUAGUCUACGAGGGUGUGCUGAUCGGCGUGGUGUCUUGGGGUCUGGGUUGUGCCCGAGGGAAUUUCCCCGGCGUCUACACCCGACUCACCUACCCUGUUAUAUACGAAUGGGUGCAUGAUCAUAUCAGCAAGAAGUCCGAGAGUAAUACUACCGCGCUUUGA